Molecule: messenger RNA, 1199 nt
Organism: Aaosphaeria arxii CBS 175.79
Lineage: Eukaryota; Fungi; Ascomycota; Dothideomycetes; Pleosporales
Product: Shwachman-Bodian-diamond syndrome protein
Exons: 2
Coding region: 120-1070 (316 amino acids)
Biological process (GO): ribosome biogenesis
Source: RefSeq, a predicted model, not a curated record
UUAACCAAGGAUUCACAGGUAACAACUUUUCUGACUCCAGCUCAUAAUAUAAAGACAGACCGGAGCAGGUCUGGCAGCUUUACGACGAGCACAUCGCAUAUCAAUAAACUCACACCACGAUGCCGAUCAACCAACCUUCAAAUCAGAUCAAACUCACGAACGUAGCACUCGUUCGCCUAAAGAAAGGCAAGAAGCGGUACGAGAUCGCCUGCUACAAGAACAAACUGCUCGAGUAUAAGGAGAAGAUCGAAACCGACAUCGAUAACGUCCUACAAAUCACCCGGGUCUUCGUCAACGUGAACAAGGGCGAAUAUGCCAACAAAGGCGACCUAGAGAAAUCGUUCCCCGGCAAGAAAGAGGAGGAAAUCAUCGCGGAGAUCUUGGACAAGGGCGAAUUCCAGGUCGGCGAGCAGGAGCGACAUGCGCAAAUCGACCGUGUCCGCAAUGAAGUCAUCCACAUGGUCGCGGGAAGGCUUGUGAACCCUGAGACGAAGCGCGUGUACACCACUGGCAUGAUCGAGAAGGCGCUGGAUCAGCUGAGUUCGCAGAGCUCACACCAGAAGCCAGAGAAGCACGAUGGAUCCGCCGAGGGCGAUGCGGAGAAGGAGAAGGCCGAGGCUUUACCCCAGUGGAGAGGUGUCUUGCCCAAUAAACCUGCCAAAACCCAAGCGCAGCUCGCCAUGAAGGCACUCAUCGCUCACCAACCGAUACCGGUCAUGAAAGCUCGAAUGCGACUUCGCGUAUCAUGCCCUUCGUCGAUCCUCAAACGCGCACCCGAAACCGGACCCAAAGAACAACCUGCGAAGGCACCGUCGAAGGGAAAGAAGGGCAAGAAGGGAGAAGAGCCAGAGGAGGCAGCCGACGAUAAACCGAUUCGCACAGUCAAGGAGACGUUACUAGGCUUCUUUGCCGAGGUGGAAACGCAAGAGGUCGUGGGAGACGAGUGGGAGGCCGUGGGCUUCGUGGACCCUGGAGAGUACAACCUGCUCCGCGACUUCAUUGCCAACCACACCAAGGGAAGGGGGAGAGCGGAGAUCCUCGACAUGGCCGUCAAGCACGAAGAUGAUUGAAUGGAGACACGUCCAAGACAAGGAUGCACGCUGCACAUUCGACCUCACGCUGGCUGUAGCCUCACAGAUAUCCAACACAACUGCCAACAGGGAUGGAUGCUGUCCACAAGCUGCCAAUCCGCUGCUCUG